UUGCUUCGGGAGGUCAACAUUUCAUAAACCCUUAUACCUUUUUCAACUCACUGAAAGGAUAAUAAUAAAAAGCUCUGAAGAAUUUACGCUGUGAUUCAAUCGACAAUGGACAAAAGCAUGCUAGGGGAUCUGGACUCUCUUCCAGAAGCAGAUAAGAUCAGAAUGUCAGCCAUGAUCGACCAGCUCCAGAUCCGCGACAGCUUAAGGAUGUAUAAUUCGCUUGUUGAGAGAUGCUUCGACGACUGUGUGGACACUUUCAAACACAAGUCUCUGCAAAAACAAGAGGAGACCUGUGUCCGGCGAUGUGCUGAGAAGUUCCUAAAGCAUUCCAUGCGAGUAGGGAUGAGAUUUGCUGAGCUCAACCAAGGAGCAGCCACUCAAGAUUGAAGACCAAAAGCUAAGGUGGAGAGAGACUUUUUGGUUUUCAUGUUUAUGCUUUUGUGGAUAAGAUCACUGGUAAUGGGAUACUUAGUUGUUUUAAUUUUCAAGCAAGGGUCACAGCCCUUAUGCUUCUGAAUUGUAAUGAAUAAUUUGGAUUGCAUUGUUUUUAGCAACUUAAAAGGCUUUUUUUUUUUU
Molecule: messenger RNA, 576 nt
Organism: Ziziphus jujuba (common jujube)
Lineage: Eukaryota; Viridiplantae; Streptophyta; Magnoliopsida; Rosales; Rhamnaceae
Product: mitochondrial import inner membrane translocase subunit Tim9
Exons: 2
Coding region: 106-387 (93 amino acids)
Source: RefSeq, a predicted model, not a curated record